Molecule: messenger RNA, 219 nt
Organism: Protopolystoma xenopodis
Lineage: Eukaryota; Metazoa; Platyhelminthes; Monogenea; Polystomatidea; Polystomatidae
Source: the annotation of a GenBank genome assembly
AUGCCCAGCAGGAUGGACCCUAACACAGAGACCGGUAGUCACGCUUCACCAACCCCAAAACCAAUUGAGCCAAGUGUGAACAAGGCCCUCGAGACAACUCUAAAGCCUCCGGAAUCACAAAGCCGUCCAGAUAACCAAGAAAGUUACUCUCCUGCCUCCGUCGCCAGGGGGCUAGGCAUGGUCAUACCGCCGGCCAAAGUGAGGUUUCGCCCUAAGUAG